Trichomycterus rosablanca is the source of this 2257-nucleotide messenger RNA. RefSeq names its product EBF transcription factor 1a (gene ebf1a). The coding region runs from base 246 to 2060 and encodes 604 amino acids. Lineage: Eukaryota; Metazoa; Chordata; Actinopteri; Siluriformes; Trichomycteridae. The record is from RefSeq and is a predicted model, not a curated record. Gene Ontology annotation, molecular function: RNA polymerase II cis-regulatory region sequence-specific DNA binding; DNA-binding transcription factor activity, RNA polymerase II-specific. The transcript is spliced from 18 exons. Gene Ontology annotation, biological process: regulation of transcription by RNA polymerase II.
UGUAUUUGGAUUUGUAAGAGGAAACCAGAGAAGCCGGUGGAAACCCACACGGACACAGAGAGAACGUGCAAAUUCCACACAAAAGAAGAAACAAGCACAGCGCAGAACACGGAGACACCUGCGCGCACCAAGACUUUUACUCGGCUUUUUUCUAUUUGGUUUUCUUUCUACGGAGCGAUCGGGGAGGAAGAGAGGACCGUAACGUUUUAAGAUCGACAGGGGGAACUGAAAGAAAGUCAGCGUUCAUGUUCGGGAUCCAGGAAAGCAUCCAGAGGAGCGGGAGCAGUAUGAAGGAAGAGCCGAUCGGCGGCAUGAACACGGUGCGCUCGUGGAUGCAGGGAACCGGCCUGCUGGACGCCACCACCGCCGCACAGAGUGGUGUAGGUCUGGCCCGGGCUCACUUUGAGAAACAGCCUCCAUCCAAUCUGCGCAAAUCCAACUUCUUCCACUUUGUGCUAGCUCUGUAUGACAGGCAGGGUCAACCUGUGGAGAUCGAACGCACCUCUUUCGUUGGAUUUGUGGAAAAAGAUAAGGAACCUAAUGGGGAAAAAACAAACAAUGGAAUUCAUUACAAAUUACAGCUACUAUACAGCAACGGUAUUAGGACAGAGCAAGACUUCUACGUACGCUUGAUUGACUCUAUGACCAAACAGGCUAUAAUGUAUGAAGGUCAAGACAAGAAUCCAGAAAUGUGCCGAGUGCUGUUAACGCAUGAGAUCAUGUGCAGCCGCUGUUGUGACAAGAAGAGUUGUGGCAACCGUAAUGAGACGCCGUCCGACCCGGUCAUCAUCGACAGAUUUUUCCUCAAGUUCUUUCUGAAGUGCAACCAGAACUGUCUAAAGAAUGCAGGAAACCCACGAGAUAUGCGACGCUUCCAGGUUGUGGUAUCUACGACAGUCAGUGUGGAUGGACAUGUCCUGGCCGUGUCUGAUAAUAUGUUUGUACACAACAACUCUAAGCAUGGGCGCAGGGCUCGUCGACUGGACCCUUCAGAAGGCACUCCUUCAUACCUGGAACAUGCAGCCACUCCAUGCAUUAAAGCCAUCAGUCCCAGUGAGGGUUGGACUACAGGCGGAGCCACUGUCAUCAUCAUCGGGGACAAUUUCUUCGACGGCCUACAAGUCAUUUUUGGUACAAUGCUGGUGUGGAGCGAGCUUAUCACCCCCCAUGCGAUUCGGGUACAGACUCCCCCCAGACACAUCCCUGGGGUGGUAGAGGUCACUCUUUCCUACAAGUCCAAACAGUUCUGCAAGGGAACACCAGGCAGAUUCAUCUACACAGCACUAAACGAGCCUACCAUUGACUACGGAUUCCAGCGGUUACAGAAGGUCAUCCCCAGACAUCCUGGUGAUCCUGAACGCCUACCGAAGGAAGUAAUUCUGAAGAGAGCGGCAGAUCUUGUAGAAGCCCUGUAUGGAAUGCCACACAAUAAUCAGGAGAUCAUUCUGAAGAGGGCAGCAGACAUUGCGGAGGCACUCUACAAUGUCCCACGCACCCACAACCAGCUCUCCGGCCUGGCAAACAGUUCCGUACAUGCUGGCAUGAUGGGCGUCAAUUCUUUCCACGGCCAGCUUGCUGUUAAUGUCUCCGAGUCUACGCAGGCAGCCAAUCAGGGUUUCACUCGGAACACCAGUAGCGUGUCUCCACAUGGUUACGUGCCCAGCUCUACACCCCAGCAGAGCAGUUACAGUACAGUCAGCACGAGUUUGAACGGCUACGGCAACAGUGGCAUGACCACACUGGGAGGAUCGCCCAACUUUCUUAAUGGCUCAGCCGCCAACUCUCCCUAUGCCAUCGUGCCCUCCAGUCCCACCAUGGCCUCCUCCACCAGCCUACCCUCCAACUGCAGCAGCUCCUCGGGCAUCUUCUCCUUCUCACCCGCAAACAUGGUGUCGGCCGUUAAACAGAAGAGCGCUUUCGCACCAGUGGUGCGGCCCCAGGCCUCACCGCCUCCCACCUGCACCAGUGCAAAUGGCAACGGGCUCCAAGUAGAUCAGUCUUUUGUGGACUCUAGCAAGUAUUCCACAGCUAGCUCCCUGCAGGGACUGGCCUUCUCCUGAACAAUCCCAGGGAUGAUUGUUCCUCCCAUGUAGAGGUUCUGGACUGCUGAGGAGACACGUUUUGUAUCAGUUCAUGCUCCGAAAAGCCCUCAUGGUCUGAACCCCCAAGAUCUUCAUGAGGACAUAAGAGAGAAAACCCUGACUUUGAAAACUCAGGACUUUUUACAUGGAAAAGAAGGGAGAUGAGAUGAUGAAUG